Messenger RNA from Pangasianodon hypophthalmus (striped catfish), 3174 nucleotides. It is a transcript of the gene nkx2.5, whose product is annotated as NK2 homeobox 5. Gene Ontology annotation, biological process: cell differentiation; regulation of transcription by RNA polymerase II. The transcript is spliced from 2 exons. Gene Ontology annotation, molecular function: DNA-binding transcription factor activity, RNA polymerase II-specific; RNA polymerase II cis-regulatory region sequence-specific DNA binding. Lineage: Eukaryota; Metazoa; Chordata; Actinopteri; Siluriformes; Pangasiidae. The record is from RefSeq and is a predicted model, not a curated record. Bases 168 to 1103 code for a protein of 311 amino acids. Gene Ontology annotation, cellular component: nucleus.
UCCGCCCUAUAGGACCCGCGAAAGAGAUGUUUCAGGGGUCGAUCUGAGCGACUGAAAUUCAGCCUGGAGAAAUAUCGCUGGGUCUCCAUGCAGUAAAGACGCAACGCGUCGCCCUGGUAAAUGACAGCAGGGGCACUCGGACGUGUUUGAAUAGGACUUGCUGCCACAUGGCGAUGUUUUCGAGCCAAAUGUCUUCCACUCCCUUCUCAGUCCGGGACAUUUUGAACCUGGAACAGAACCACGAAGACAUGGUCUCGCUGGAAAUGUCGCUCCCCACUUCUUCCUGCAUGAUGUUCAAACCGGAGCCGUUCGUGGACGCGGUGAACGGAGCCGCGCUCUUCGCUCCUGGAGACGAGCAGGACACUAAAGCAGGACACUGUGACAGGAGCACGUCUCUGGACUUUAGUCCUGCCUUUUAUGGGAAGAGUUUCUUAGAAAUGGAUCUAGCCAAAGACGCAAAGUCGGACGACACGCUUGAUGCCAAAGAGAGAAAAGAGAAGCUGCGUUCACCGGAGGAGCGGCAGAAACCGGAUGAGGCGGAGCGGCCCGGGCAGCGGAAGCGGCGGAAGCCGCGCGUGCUGUUCUCGCAGGCGCAGGUGUACGAGCUCGAGCGGCGCUUCAAGCAGCAGAAGUACCUGUCGGCGCCCGAGCGGGAUCACCUGGCGCACGUGCUCAAGCUGACGUCCACGCAGGUGAAGAUCUGGUUUCAGAACAGGCGCUACAAGUGCAAGCGGCAGCGCCAGGACCAGACGCUCGAGAUGGUGGGCGCGGGCCCGCCGAGGCGCGUGUCCGUGCCCGUGCUCGUGCGCGACGGCAAGCGCUGUUUGGGAGACGCCGCGUCCGCGUACAGCGCGUCAUACAACAUGGGGAUCAACCACUUCCCUUAUAACGCCUACCACAGUUUCGGGAACGUGAACUUCCCGAGCGCCGGAAACACGAACUACACGUGCAACUACUCGGCGAGCGCAAACGUGCCUCCGGUGCAGACGUCACCGUCCAGCGGUAAUUACGUGAAUUUUGGAGUCGGGGAUCUGAAUAACGUGCAGGCGCCGUUUCAGGCCAGCGGCGGAGUUUCCUCGUUACACGGCAUUCGGGCCUGGUGAAGCAAACUCUCACGGCCAGGAUGCACAGGCGACUUGUUGUGAGGCAACACUGCCAGCUUGAACUGCACGAAUGGUCAAAAACACACACAGUAUUCUUACCGCUUCAGGAGAAUUUGUAAAUCAGUGUUUAUGCAGUUUUGAAUAUGUGAACUUUCAAGUUAAUCUAUUAAAUAUUAAGGGAGGUUUUCAAUUCAUUAACGGCUGAAAAAAUGCAGUUAACAUAUACAUAUACAGGCCCCAUAUUUUUUAAUUUAUUGUUUUUAUUGUUCUGUAAUGGACAGAAUCGGAGUGUGUAGAGCUCUCGUCCUUUUCCUGUCUAUAUACUCUUAGAAAAUUCAGAACACUGAAGGGUUCUCGGUUGUGCUUCUGCUGCAGAUUGUACACUUUCACAAAUAAAGAUACCAGACUGUACUUCUCCCUUGUAGAGGUGGGACCAACUUUUUUUUUUUUUCUUGGGAAGUUGCAUGUGCUUUAAUUAGCUAUUAGAGUAAAGCUUUAAAGGUCCAUCAGUGGUCCUUAACUAUAUAACUUUAAUUAUUUAAUUUUUAUUGAGGUUUCCAGGUGAAUGAUACACAGUAAGGGUGCAAAACCUGUCCCCUGGAUUGUACAGUUUGGUGCCUUUAUUUCUGGGAGUGGAGAUCUCUCGAGUGUUUUCCUACCAGAAAAGGUCCCAAAUUAUGCAAUGAACCCUGGAAGACCCUUUUUCAACCCCUAAGAGUGUAGCCACAGCCAUACUCCAUAUUUUCUGCGUCAAAAAAAUAAAAUGUAAAUAGCCAGUAGCAGAUAUUAUCACAUUUUUCUGCAAAAUGUAUGGGAAUUCAUUCGGUAUACUUUUUUUUUCUUUUCUUUUUAACGUCUUUACUAUUCACCAGUAGCCCAGGCCAUUUAGUCAAAAUUGUAUAGGUUUUUUGGAGGAAAAAAAGAAAAGAAGAAUGAAAAAGAACAUUUUUUAACCCUAUACAUUGUUUUUUUCAGUGUGUUGUCUAGAUAACACAUGAUAAACUCGAUUUUCUGUGAAUUUCUUGUCACUAGAGCCAUACAUUUAUGUUCAUAUUUCCUUCGGCGUAUUUUCAUAAUUAGUUUAAAAGCUAUUUAUGAUAAUAUAUCGAUAUUUCACUGUAGGGUUGGAAACUCGACACUCAAGAAGGUUGCCAGGAGAAUGAAAUUAACACAUGGAUAACAACAUCUAAGCAGAUCUUCAAAAAUGUAUUAUUAUUAUUGUUAUUUUUUUCAGAAAUAAUAUUUUCGGAAUGAACACAGGAACUAAAACUAUAGAAGUAAAAUAAAAAGGAGCACUCUCUGGUUAAGGGCCUGUUAAGGAGAGAUAGAUCUAUUUAUUAAAUGAAGAAAAAUACAUUUGAUAUUUACUCAUUAAUGCUCAUGGGUUAUAGCAGUACCAGGCUCAUAGGUGCUAAAUCUCUACAUUAGCUAUCUUUAAUUAACUAUAGACUGUAACUUAUUAGGGACUAUCUCAUAAAGGAUUAAUGAAUGGUUUUAUUUGCAUUGUAUUUGUGUACAUUGUAAGGAAAUGAGAGGAUGCAGAGUGAGGAAACGUGCUGGGGAUGUUGCCUCUCAGAGCUGUGCAUCACGUGCACCAGUCCUCCUCCUGCUCACACACCACUGUAGCGACAUUUCUGCUUCUGCUGUCAACUCUGCUUUUGACUUAAAUGUGGUUUGCUGUAUUUUUUUUCUUUUGUAGAACUGUAAGAAAUAUAGCCUAACUUAAUUCUUACGCGUGGUUUAAAAGGCUAUGUUUAGAAAUGUGGCGUUUUUAACGAAUUCAGCUUCUGAAAGAUGAAAACUUAGUGAAAACACCAAAGCCGGACAUCCAAACACAUGCAACAGUGUGAGUUUAUGUUUGCUUCUUUUGUUUUGUUUUCAUAUCAUAUUUUUGUUCUCAUAUGAGUUUGACCUGGGUGACCACUGAAAGCGGACCCACACUUGAAAAGUGAUAAAAACACACACUAUGUGUCAAUACAGUCGGCUGUCAGUGCAAAGGUUUCCAUACAGUCCAUUUCUGUAGCAUGAUCUGUAAUCCUGUAAUCUAAAAUAAACUCGAUGGGAAAAUGGA